AUGGAGUCCGAGAUCAGAGCUCAGAUCCCUGGAAUCGACCCUGUCGUGUCCGAGUAUUCCGUUGGAUAUCUCAACCACGCUUCGCAGGCAUACAGCGCGGAAGGCGACCCACUGUCUGAUGCCGCUGCUGCUGUGACAGCUCUGCUGCUAUCCGCUUCCGGUGACCUGUCUAACCAGAAUGAAUUGACAAUUCAGAACCUGGUUGAGAAGUUUGUCUCCAAACUUUCGGCACAGUCUGGUCUUGAUGGUGAAAAGCGCCAGCAGGCACCUUCUGCCAGAAAGUUGGAUCAGACUAUCCAAGUCGGAUCUGCGAGAAACAUCUCAACCACUCUUGGCUUGACUGGUGGCGUCAACUUGGAGCAUACUGGCAGACAGAUCGAGUCUCGUGUUGACAAGAAGAAGCUCGAGAAGGCCGAAAAGAAGCUCCGUGCAAAGCAAGACAGGAAGGAAUUCAAGAACGUCGAGUAUGAAACCUCUAGACUUUUGGACCAGCCCGACGAUGCUGCAUCCUACGAAGAAUUCUUCAUGAAGGUCAACCCUCUGCAACUUGGCUCAGACAACAUCGGCAAGAGUAAAGACAUCAAGGUUGAUGGCAUUGAUAUCACUAUUGGUGGCAAGAGAAUCUUGAGUGAUACCAACUUGACUCUGGCCUUCGGUCGUAGAUAUGGUCUGGUCGGUCAGAACGGUAUUGGUAAAUCUACUUUGCUCAGAGCUUUGAGUAAGAGAGAAGUUGCUAUUCCCACCCAUAUUUCCAUUCUUCACGUUGAACAAGAGAUUAUGGGAGAUGACACACCUGCUCUUCAGGCCGUCUUGGACGCCGAUGUAUGGCGUAAGCAUUUGCUGAAGGAGCAAGACAAGAUCAUCAAGGAGCUGGCCGAGCUGGAGGCUACCAGAUCCCAGAUGGCAGACACAUCGACAGAUGCUGCUAAGCUUGAUACUCAACGAGAGGGUCUUGACAUCACGCUCAGUGACGUCCAAUCUAAGCUCGCCGAGAUGGACUCUGACAAGGCCGAGUCUCGUGCUGCCAGUAUCCUUGCCGGUCUUGGUUUCUCGCAUGAGAGACAACAAUUCGCCACAAAGACAUUCUCUGGUGGUUGGCGUAUGAGAUUGGCACUUGCACGUGCUCUGUUCUGCGAGCCUGAUCUUCUCAUGCUCGAUGAACCUUCCAACAUGUUGGAUGUGCCAUCGAUUACCUUCUUGUCCAACUACCUGCAAUCCUACCCUAGCACUCUCUUGGUUGUUUCUCACGACAGAGCCUUCCUCGACGAGGUCGCUACAGACAUCAUCCACCAACACUCCGAACGUCUCGAUUACUACAAGGGCGCCAAUUUCCAGUCCUUCUACAACACCAAGGAGGAGAGAAGGAAGACUGCUAAGAGAGAGUACGAGAAGCAAAUGGGCGAACGUGCGCAUCUGCAAGCCUUCAUCGACAAGUUCCGUUACAAUGCAGCCAAGUCGUCCGAAGCACAAUCGCGUAUCAAGAAGUUGGAGAAGAUGCCUAUCCUGGAAGCACCCGAGAGCGAGUACACGGUCAAGUUCACAUUCCCCGACGUGGAGAAGAUGUCGCCUCCUAUCAUUCAAAUGACUGGCGUUUCUUUUGGUUACACACCCGACAAGCCGUUGCUCAAGAAUGUUGAUCUUGACGUUCAACUCGACUCACGUAUUGGUAUCGUUGGACCCAACGGUGCUGGUAAAACAACAGUGCUCAAGCUUCUCAUCGGUGCGCUGCAGCCGACUACUGGUCUCAUUUCUCAGAACCCUCGUCUGCGUAUCGGCUACUUCGCCCAACAUCACGUCGAUGCUCUUGAUCUGAACACGAGUGCCGUCGGCUUCAUGUCCAAGAUGUAUCCUGGUAAGACUGAUGAAGAGUACCGUAGGCACCUUGGUGCCUUCGGUAUUACCGGUAUGACUGGUCUCCAGAAGAUGGAAAUUUUGUCCGGAGGUCAAAAAUCUCGUGUCGCCUUUGCCAUUUUGUCUCUGCAGAACCCUCACAUCCUGGUUCUCGAUGAGCCUUCUAACCACUUGGAUAUUGAAGCCAUGGACGCCUUGGCAGAUGCUCUGAAGAACUUCGGUGGUGGUGUCUUGAUGGUUUCUCACGACGUAACCAUAUUGAGUGCUACGUGUACAUCGCUAUGGGUCUGCGAUCAGGGCGGUGUUGAGCACUUUGACGGUGAUGUGAACGAUUACAAGCGCAGGAUUACAGCCCAGGCCGACGCUGCGGGAGUUGCUACCACACAUCACUAG
Aureobasidium namibiae CBS 147.97 is the source of this 2244-nucleotide messenger RNA. RefSeq names its product ABC transporter domain-containing protein. The transcript has 3 exons. Lineage: Eukaryota; Fungi; Ascomycota; Dothideomycetes; Dothideales; Saccotheciaceae. Gene Ontology annotation, molecular function: ATP binding; ATP hydrolysis activity. The record is from RefSeq and is a predicted model, not a curated record. The coding region runs from base 1 to 2244 and encodes 747 amino acids.